Candoia aspera is the source of this 4098-nucleotide messenger RNA. RefSeq lists its product as uncharacterized. Lineage: Eukaryota; Metazoa; Chordata; Lepidosauria; Squamata; Candoiidae. The record is from RefSeq and is a predicted model, not a curated record. Gene Ontology annotation, molecular function: catalytic activity. The coding region runs from base 71 to 1918 and encodes 615 amino acids. The transcript is spliced from 20 exons.
GCAUUUGGUGCACUCUUCCUUCUUUCUGUUAAUAUUCUCCCAUUUUGCGCCGGACCGGCUUCCUUGAGCCAUGAAGGACGAAGGCUGGCAAUUAUGGACAGCAGCCUGGGGAGCUGCGCUUUGCGUCCUAUUUUAUUUGGGUUUCGUGCGGCGCGUUACGGGUGCUUCCGGCACGGCUUUUCACCCCCGGCGGUCGGGCCGCGCCGAAAAAUCUAGGAGUCUGCCUGUGGACGCGUGGUCCCCCAGACUAUCUGGCUUUCCUCUACAGCUUUGUGUGCACCUGGCCAAUACAGCUUUUGGACAACUUUUCCUAGUGCCACUUUUAAUGCAGAUGAACAAUUUUACUAUCCUGCGCUACCUUGAUAUUCCUGAAGAUCCUACUUUCAUGCCAGUGGUGGCUGCAGAAGGAAAAGAGGACAAUUUAGAAUCAAAAAAUGUCUCAGCAAUUCUCCAAAGUUUGAUGGAAGCAAGUUCAUGUUUUGCAAGCUCUGCUUUCAGAUUUAAAGGGAUUCAGGAUUACUUGAAUUGCUACAGAUCUGGGGAGGUAACACCACGGCAAGUUGCCAAGAACAUUAUUGCUGCUCUGAAAGAUGUUGGGAAAGCAGGUCUUAACCUCCAGGCGAUUGUUCAGUGGAAUGAGGAGGAGAUAAUCAAGAUGGCUGAGGAAUCCACAGCUCGCUACAGAAGCAAGCAGCCCCUCUCACUCUUGGAUGGAAUCCCAGUGUGCUUAAAAGAAGAAAUUAAAGUGGUGCCCUAUCACCAUCGAAGUGGAACAAUAUACUUGGGCACAAAGCCGGAGACGGAAGAUGCCACUGUGACAAAGAAACUACGGGAGGCUGGUGCCAUUAUCAUUGGCAUCUCGAACAUGCAUGAAUUGGGUAUUGGGACCACUGGCUGUAAUCCCAAUAGAUAUCAUGGUACAGCUAGAAAUCCAUACAAUCCCCAGAAUUUUACUGGUGGUAGUUCUAGUGGAUCAGCAGCAGCAGUGGCUGCAGGCCUCUGUCCAUUGGCUGUUGGUACCGAUGGAGGUGGUUCUGUGAGGAUCCCAGCUUCUUUCUGUGGCAUUGUGGGACUGAAAGGUACCUUUGGACGGAUCAGUGGAUUUGGUUGUCAUAAUCUCUCAUAUUCUACUGUUGCUCUUGGCCCACUCUGCACUUCAGUUGCAGAUGCUGCGAUUGCUUAUGCUACCUUGGCUGGACCAGAUUUACAGUAUCCGUAUGGAUUAUGCCAACCUGAACCAUCCUUCUCAGAAAUCCUCACCCCUGAUCUGAAUGGUUUAAAAUUGGGGAUUGAUUGGAGUUUCUUUAAGGCAUGUGAUACUGAAAUCAUAGCUGUCUGCCAAAAAGCGGUGGAGUUCCUAGUGGAUUUAGGAGCCUCAGUGGUUGAUAUAUCUCUGCCAGAGAUGGAAGAGGUUCGAGUGGCUCAUGUAAUCUGCAUUCUCAGUGAAAUGAGGGAUUUCCUACAGUCUGACUUCAACAAUCAGUUUGAACAAAUGAAUUUGGAGACUCGUUUGAAUCUUGCAAUUGCUUCUCAGUUCACAGCCCUGGAUUAUAUUAAGGCAAAUCGGCAGCGGAGCCGUACCAUAGCUUUCUUGCAAAAGAUUUUUGGAAAGGUGGAUUGUCUCCUUACACCAGGUACUGCAUGUUGUGCCCCAGCAAUCCAUGGAUCAGACCUCCUGACUGGAUGUAGUGAUGUUCAAACAACUCUGCAGGCCAUGAGAUACAUGCAGUUGGCCAACUUGACAGGCAUUCCAGCCCUAGUGGUACCAGUUGGAUAUACAGUUUCAGGGCUUCCCAUCAGCCUUCAGAUCAUGACAAAGUGGUGGAAUGAAGCGUUGCUGUUCCAGAUAGGUCUGAAGCUGGAGCAAUUUCAUGGCACACCCGCAAAACCAAUACUUUACUAUGAUAUUCUGGGAUAAUACGGCCAGCUUCAGUAUUCCUUAACAGUUCCAAUCCAAUUGUCUGUUUAGAGUAUGAAUGGCUUAAGGCAGGAAAGUUAGAAAUGCUUUCUGGUUAGAGUCACCAGCUCCCAUAAAAAUAUACUGAGAAAAUUAAAUUGGAAUGAAACAGUAACUUACUAAAGGAUAUAUAGCAUUGUAGGUGUCUGCAAAGUUUAGUUUGUACUGAUACCAAUUGUUCAUAAACAUCCAGAUGCUGCAGUGUCUCGGACAGAGCAAAUUUUAUUCAGACACAUCGCUAUUGUCUCUGUAUGGAUACGUUUUGAGCAUGUGAUGUUUCAGCAUGUAUAGUAUAGUAUAGUGUAUCAUAGCAUUGGUAUUUUUCUUGCAUGGAAAGUUGUUAAAAAGAGUGAUGCACAAAUAGUUUAAAAAAAAAAAACAACUCUGACAAACGCCUAACCAAAUAUAUCCUCUGGUGGUAUCACCCAGUUGUAUUUCUCUAUAGUUCAGCAGAAUGAUUUCCUAUGUCAAAAGGAAAGCUUAUUACUUUACCAGUUGCUAUAGGUUUGUGCAUCCAUGUUUCUUUUCGAAGUAACAGAAAGCAAUUGAUUCAGAAAAUAUGAUGGAAGAUAUUAAUACACUGCCUCUGCUGUUAUUAAUACAAUACAGUAUUGCAUUGUAAUUUAUUUGUUCACAGUGAAGGCUCCAAAGUUUGGGAUUAUCUACUUGUCAAUACAAUAUUCAGAGAACUCUGGAAUGUGCCAUUUCUUCUCCUGACCAUGUGAAUGUGGCUGUUCUGAUGAUUGGUCUGGCAGUUUUUCAGAGAUUUAUAUUCUGAAGUUGAAGUUCAGGUGUGCCUCAGAAUAGUAUUUAAGAAGCCAUUGAAAAUAAUAUAAACAUUAUCAUCCUGAACCAAGUAUUGUAAGGACAACCUUAGGACAACCAAUACUGAAGACAAGAGAAUUUUUUCAGAAAUAAUCUUAGGGAUACUUAUAGGUGUUGUGAUAAUAUUCACCAGAUUGGUUGACUUUUGCUGUUGAUGUUGUCAACGGGAUGAAAUGGGAGAGUUCAAACCCUGGGCUUGGAUCUGGAGCAGUGCAGUUUGAGAACCACAGUUCUCAAUAGAUGUUUACGCUGAAUAAUAGAAAGGGGCAUUUUUUCAAGCCCCACCUUACACAACAGGCUGUGUUUAAUGGGGGGGGAGGGAGUGUUUACAUAUAGUGCUGGUUUGUUUUGGGUUUAGGAGUGGUAGUCUCAAAUUAAUGUCAAAUUGAACAAUCUGAGGGAGUAAACCUCUGUAAGCAAGUAUCCAUUCUCCUUUAUCCAUUUCUGUGUAAACGUUCCGCAAAGUUUAUGACUAUCAGAUUAAAAUUUACAAUUACUGUAUGUGCUCCCUGAUAAUGAAUGGUGUGAGCACACAUAUUGUUGAAUUUUUAAGACAGUAAAUCUGGUUUCUUGUAAAAGCCUCUCUGUUCUUAAACCUAAAUAGAGUAUUCUGGUAUACAGUAGAUAUAAAGCCCCCAGUACACUUAUUCAAUAUUUAUCUUUGCAAAAACUGUCAAAAUCAAGCUAUGUCACAGAAUAAGCCAAUAAAAGGAGGAAAAUGGAAUACAUAUUCUCCCUUAAGAUUAAUAAAAGAAAAUGCAAGGUUAGUUGAGUAAUGCACAUCCUGAAUGUGUGUGUUUUGAAAAAGUCAUUAUUGUCAAAUUUUAUAAGACUACUGAGACAAGGGCGUCCAACAAAGGAUUCACAACCUUUUAUAGCAUUGUUUUUCCUGCUCUUUUAUGUAUUUUAAAUGGUAUUUCUGUAGCCUUUUUAUUUCUGCAUGUGGAUUUUUUUGUUUUUGCUACUCAACAUUUUGCCACAAUGUAGUAUGGCCACUAAUACAUUCCAGAAAAGCAAGAAACGGAGCAUCUAUAAGCAGGAAGUAGGUGAUCAUGCUUGUGCCUAUUGCAGUAAGAUUUAAGCCCAGAACUUCUGUGUGGUUGCAUGCAUAAACUACUAGAGAGAAGGACUUAUUCCUCACUCCCAACUUGUCUAUAAUUAUUUCAUUUUGGAAAAAAUGUUAAGGUGUUUAACUUGUACCCUUCUGAUGGAAAAAAACUGUUCUUUAGUUCUCAUACUGCUCUGCAGUUCUAUAGGGCUAAUAUCUGCUGCUGUGCACACUAUCAGCUAUCCUAAAGUCUUAUCACAUUGUAUAG